This is a messenger RNA of Caenorhabditis sp. 36 PRJEB53466, 1257 nucleotides long. The record is from the annotation of a GenBank genome assembly. NCBI's taxonomy places the organism in Eukaryota, Metazoa, Nematoda, Chromadorea, Rhabditida, Rhabditidae.
AUGAAAGAGGACGAAGAAGAUGGCGGAAUUGCGAUGGAGUUCGAUCAGUGCGCACAGGAGACCAUGUUCUACGCCUCGUGCGUCGAAGAUCGGGGCGACGGAAACAUCUCGCGCACCGACUCGGCCGUUUCCAUGAACAGAGAACCGCCCCCAGUCGUUUUACAGGUCCGGUUUUUCCUGAAAACCGUACGAAAACCAUUCUUCGUGGAUUUCAGAAGUUCAACUCGUCGCGGCGAGACCAUCACUUGCGCACUUUUCACGAAAUUAACGUUAAACGGUGUCAGGCGUAUCGGAAAGAAAUGGAGGAGCAACGCAAAGGGUUGGGAAUUGUGAAUUCAGAUGAAAAGGGGAGGAGAGUUGAUUUUCAGAACGGACACUUACUUGCUCACUCAACAGAAACUCGCCGUUCACCUCAUUGACUUCAUCGAUGUGCCACUUAAGGUAGGCAGUGCUUCUAGAAGUUUCUAUUGAUUCUCCUCCGGCAUGGCUUCGUCUUCUUUGCAUCUUUCCCCCGCAGGUGAAGCAUCCGGUGUGCUGUGCUUGUUUCUCUCUUCAUGAUUACAUUUCGUGCUCUUCGUCAUUUUUUCCAUUUCAGAAGACGACUCAACGCAGAAUAUGGACUGAUCGCGUCACGACUCCGCUGUAUUCGAUGACAGGAAGCGGUUUAGAAGUGAGCGGAGACUAUUUCUUCCCUAUGGAAUCUCCGUACGCGACUAUUCAGAGAUCCUAUGUGAGCUUCUUCUUAUUCUUCCUUUUUCCUCAACUCCACCAGUUCAGCUACGUUCCCUGGCCGACAAUCUAACCAGAACUUACCGGAAAAUUGUCGAAAUUAACGAGUUUGUGGAAAAGUGCUCCGAACACAGCCAACUGAUGCUUCCGAUGCUCAUGGCUGUGCUCUGCGACUGGGCGAAAGAGUUUCUCCGAGAUCAUGCGAGAAGGCUGGACGAACUGAGGGCAGAACGACUCGUGGAUCCUCUGCAGACGCUGGCUCGGUUGAAUCCGAUGGUCGAAGACGUGGAAGUGGUGCGGGAGAUGCUCGGAGAAGACACUGGAAAGAGUGUGUGGCUGUGGGAGGAUAUUGAGAAGUCGUGGAAUCGAAUAUUCUUGCUCACGCAAAGAGAGGCGCUCGUGAAGAAGAGGGAAGUCGUCCGACGGCUGCAGAGCCGAUGGAUCGGAGCCCUUCUCUCCACUAUGGAUCACAUUUUCGAAGUGGGAAGAGUACCCGCGGAAGCGAUUCAUUUUGUGUUGCAUAAGUGA